Mangifera indica (mango) is the source of this 1829-nucleotide messenger RNA. Its product is annotated as transcription factor SRM1-like. The transcript is spliced from 2 exons. Lineage: Eukaryota; Viridiplantae; Streptophyta; Magnoliopsida; Sapindales; Anacardiaceae. Gene Ontology annotation, molecular function: DNA binding. Bases 571 to 1461 code for a protein of 296 amino acids. The record is from RefSeq and is a predicted model, not a curated record.
GGUUUCUCCCUUGUAUCUUUCAUACCUUUCACUAUCCAAACCUUAAUUACAAUACUGUAGAAUUCACGGUUACCCUUAUUUUUGUACUGUUUAAACUUCCAUUUACUGGAUCUACGAUAUUAUGGCUUUCAGAUAUUUCUCAUGGUCUAACUGAACUUUGUUGCCUUUUCAUUCAUCAAUAGGUCAGCAAGUCACAAGAGUCCAAUUUUGAAUUGUGGAGCAAAUCACCAUUGAAUUCUUCACAUACUCUACUGGUGUGUUUUGAUUUUUAUUGGAGGUGAUCUCUGGUUCAGCUUCCUUGGCCUUUUCUUGGGUUUCUUUGUCUCUCUUCUUGCUAGCUCUAUACCUUGACACUUCUUGCUAAACCCCCAAAUUUGACAGUUUAAGUCAGCUAUCAAUCUAGGUAGUAGUGAUAUCUGCUACUGAAAUAAUUUUUAUCUGUUUUUCAAUUCAGAAUUUAAUGUUUUGAGAUGGGUUAUAAACUAGCCUAAAGUUUAGAGAAGGUUGGUGGCUGUUCUUUGUUAUUUUCUUGUGGGUUGUGUUCUGGGUAGGAGGUUCAAACUAGGCUAGAUGACUGUGGAUGAAGUGGGCAGUAGCUCCGAAUGGACAAGAGAGCAGGAUAAGGCAUUUGAAAAUGCUCUGGCAACUUAUCCUGAAGAUGCUUCCGAUCGAUGGGAGAAAAUUGUAGCUGAUAUACCUGGGAAAACUCUGGAAGAGAUUAAGCAUCACUAUGAGCUUUUAGUGGAUGAUGUUAACCGCAUUGAAUCAGGUUGUAUUCCUCUGCCUAGCUAUAAAUCAUCUUCUGAUGGAUCUACAGGCCAUGGUGGUGAUGAAGGAACUGGAAAGAAAGGUGGCCACUAUGGGCAUUAUAACAGUGAGUCCAACCAUGGAAGUAAGUCUUCACGGUCAGAUCAGGAACGCCGUAAAGGGAUUGCUUGGACAGAGGAUGAGCACAGGUUAUUUCUUCUUGGUUUGGACAAAUACGGUAAAGGUGACUGGCGCAGUAUAUCUCGCAACUUUGUGGUUACAAGAACACCAACACAGGUGGCAAGCCAUGCACAAAAAUACUUCAUCCGAUUGAACUCGAUGAACAAAGAUAGGAGGCGAUCAAGCAUUCAUGAUAUCACCAGCGUUGGCAAUGGAGACAUUACAGCAGCCCAAGGACCAAUCACAGGUCAAACCAAUGGUUUGGCUUCAGGGGCUUCUUCUGGCAAAUCAGCUAAACAGCAACCCCAACAUCCAGCUGGGCCGCCAGCUGUUGGCAUGUAUGCUACUCCUACUAUAGGUCAGCCUAUAGGAGGACCCCUUGUCUCAGCCGUUGGCACCCCAGUGAAUCUUCCUGCUCCAGCACACAUGGCAUACCGCAGUAGAGCUCCAGGACCUGGAGCAGUGGUUCCUGGUGCACCAAUGAACGCUGGUGCUAUGCCAUACCCGAUGCCGCACACAUCUGCUCAUAGGUGAUGUGAAUUAGCUGUAAAAUGUACAAAAGAGAAGACUACUUUGCUUGUGCUAAUGUUUAGUUAGAAGGUUCUCCAUCCAAAUUAGCCUGAAUAAGGUUGCUUAUUUGCAAGCACAAUGUGUCUGAUGCUCAACUGUCAUUUGUUAAAAUUUUCAAUAAGCCAUAGGGGGAGAAAAUACAUGCAAUCUGUAUAGGCAACUAUAAAAAACGGGGGUGCAUUAUUAAUAGGAAUAGUGAUGUAGUAUUUUUUUUUUCUCUUGAAACUUUAAAAUUAUUGGUUGUACUAGUUAGUUCUGUUUAGUUAUAUUUUUUUGGCAGAAGUUGUAAAGAGCCUGUCUGUCAUAAAUCUAUUUGCAUUACUGUUUUUGAA